This is a messenger RNA of Camelus dromedarius (Arabian camel), 6166 nucleotides long. It is a transcript of the gene TMEM135, whose product is annotated as transmembrane protein 135. Lineage: Eukaryota; Metazoa; Chordata; Mammalia; Artiodactyla; Camelidae. The coding region runs from base 896 to 2026 and encodes 376 amino acids. The transcript has 24 exons. The record is from RefSeq and is a predicted model, not a curated record.
UCCCUCCCGCCCCGGAGCGCCCCGCCCCGCUUCCCGGCUCUCGCUUUCCUCCCACCGGGUUUGCGGCGUUCGGGGGCCAGGCGGCGAUGGAGCCAAGUCGCUUGGCCGGGCCAGCCUGCUCCUUCUCUCUCAGGACUCUUCCCCCCGCCUCACACCGUCUUCCUGCCAUCGCCUUGCUGGAGAAGCCAGGAUUGCUAUAGGAACCAGGUUCCAGGCAAACAGCAGCAGACCCGUUUCUCAGACCAGAGGCUUCAGACUGCAUAUGCAGGGAGCAGCCCCACCCUAGUCUGUCUAGUUUUGAGGAUGCAGUCUAUAAAGUCCUUUAGUAGCACACAAAUUGGCUGAGCAGUAUUAUGCCCUUGUUUACUUGAUAUUCCCCUCAGAAGACUGCCUGGCUGGCAUAAAUGGACCAACAUGUAACACCACAUUGACAGAUCUGAACAGCAAACUCACAUCCCACCCCAAAUGACAUCUUUAAAGCCAGGAUCUUGCAAGAACAAUGUGAGUAAGGCAUGUCUUCAAAGCCUUUGGAUUCAGUGACAGAUUGUCAGAAGCAACAAUGAAAGAUCAAGAGAGUAUCCAGUCACACUACUGCUCAUACACAACCUAAAAGAAUAAAUGAUCCAUGCAGGACAGACCAUCUUCCCUGGGAACUUAUCAAUGCCUCCUUGUUCUGGAAUCUCUACAGUAGCAUCACCAAACAUAGAGAAAACUCUUUCCAUUCCUUUGAAUCUGAGAACUUGCCUUCAAAUCCAACUCACUAGCACUGUCUUCUUUGGCACCUGUGACAAUUGCAGCAAUUCUCCGGAAACGAAAAUUAGACUAUUAUUUACACAAACUGCUCCCUGAGAUCCUACAAUCUGCUACAUUUCUGACUGCUAAUGGGGCCUUGUUUAUGGCUUUCUUUUGCAUUUUAAGGAAGAUACUCGGAAAAUUCUACUCAUGGAGUCCCGGCUUUGGUGCCGCUUUGCCAGCAUCUUAUGUGGCCAUUCUAAUUGAAAGAAAAAGCAGGAGAGGGCUGCUCACAAUUUAUAUGGCCAACUUGGCCACAGAAACACUAUUUAGAAUGGGUGUAGCAAGAGGAACCAUCACAACGUUAAGAAAUGGAGAAGUCCUUUUGUUCUGCAUCACAGCAGCCAUGUACAUGUUCUUUUUCAGGUGCAAAGAUGGUUUGAAAGGAUUUACGUUCUCUGCACUUAGGUUCAUUGUAGGGAAGGAAGAAAUUCCCACACAUUCUUAUUCACCAGAGGCAGCAUAUGCAAAAGUGGAACAAAAGACAGAGAAACAUGAGGAAAAACCAAGAAGAAUGAAUAUAAUCACUCUAGUCAGGAAGCUUGUGGAUUCAAUAUGUAAGCAUGGACCAAGGCAUAGAUGUUGCAAACACUAUGAGGAUAACUGCAUCUCUUACUGCAUUAAAGGCUUCAUCAGAAUGUUCAGUGUGGGAUACCUGAUCCAGUGCUGCCUCCGCAUCCCCUCCGCCUUCAGGCACCUGUUUACACAGCCAUCCCGGCUGCUCUCUCUCUUCUACAAUAAAGAAAACUUCCAGCUUGGAGCUUUUCUGGGCUCUUUCGUUAGUAUAUACAAGGGUACGAGUUGCUUCCUGCGCUGGGUCAGAAACCUGGAUGAUGAGCUGCAUGCUAUAAUAGCCGGAUUUUUGGCAGGAAUAUCAAUGAUGUUUUAUAAAAGCACAACAAUUUCCAUGUAUUUAGCUUCCAAAUUGGUGGAGACAAUGUAUUUCAAAGGCAUUGAAGCAGGAAAGGUUCCCUAUUUUCCCCAUGCAGACACUAUCAUCUAUUCCAUCUCCACGGCAAUUUGCUUCCAGGCAGCUGUCAUGGAAGUUCAGACCUUGCGACCGUCUUACUGGAAGUUCCUUUUAAGGCUCACCAAGGGCAGAUUUGCUGUCAUGAACCGGAAAGCCCUUGAUGUUUUUGGUACUAGUGCAUCUAAACACUUUCAGGACUUCACCCCUAGGUUGGAUCCAAGAUACACAGUUGUACCACCAGAGUCGCCCAUCGAAUUUUCUUGAAGAUGACUGUAACUUAUUAAUGUGACUUAAUGUUUCAUUAUUUUGUCCUGGAGAGUUAAUUAUGUUGAAUGCAAAAAGGGGGCCCGAGCUUGAACUUCAGUGUUAUUUUAAUGAGAGAUGCUCUUUUUUUGUUUGUUUUUCUUACCUAUCAGAAAUACAGAAGCUUUUUAGGAAGAUGUUGCUUAAUAAUUAAGCUCUCUCUAUAGCCAGAAUCUCAUUCUGGAUCACUGCAGUGGUUGACGUUAUGAUAUAUUAUCGAUUAAAUUAUGUCCACAAGCAAUACUGAAUAAUCUAUGUAAAAUGUAGUAACAAAUAAGAGUAUACUUAAAAUUACUUUAAAAGCUGUUUUAGUUCAUUCCAAUAUAAUUCUUGGUUAAAACUAAGAAUAUGUCUACAUUUUUAGGAUACAAAGGAUCACGGGUACAUGGAUUUGGUCUGUAUAUUUUUUUUUCUCUAACUUUUGAAUUGGUAAGUAUAGCGGUGAGAUGUUAUGGAUAUGGAGUAACUCUUUUUACAGACGAUGCUGCUUUAGUAUAGAGCGACUUACUUGGAGAAAGUGGCCAUUCUUACUUCAGGGACGCAGAGACGGGCCUCAUACUGUCGGAUGAGUGCCGUGGUGUCCAUGCUCGUCUUCCGCCGACACCUCCCUCUCUCUCUCCGCCGUCAGCUGGGCUCUUGGACAGCCCGGGGAACCUGAGUGCUAGGGGCAGGUUAGGAGCAGACGGGGAUGGGCAUAUCUGGUAAAGCUGAAACGUUUUCAUCUUUUAUAGAAGCAUUACACUUGAAUAUUCAAGAGCAAAUGAAGUUCCUUGUAAACCUCCCGUAGGUUUCUUAUGUUUGUUUUCAUUUAUUAGGACUGACUUCUUCAUAGGUAAGUUUGUGUGCCAUUGUUGACUCAGAAGGGAUCAAAUCCUAUGGAACAGAAAGUAUUUUGGGCAAGUCUGGCAGUUUGUUUCCUCAGCUGUUUCACCUGUAUCAUGGUAGAAGUCCAGUGGUUGUUAAAAGGUCCAUUUCUUCACUAAUUGAACGCAGGUUCUGUAGCCUCUUUUCAAAAAAGUGUUGUCUCUAUUUUUAUUCCUGUUAAAGAAGUGACGAAAUGUAGUCACUGCUGCUUAUAAGGUAGUUCAGGACAGCUUUGAUUGAAGCAUGAUCAUGCUUUAGGGUUUUUCAGGGAAAAUUUACUCUUUUCUAAAUGAAUACAGGGCUUAAGCGGUCGUGAUGUCUCCAGUUAAUGUAACAUACAGGGAUAAUGGUAUGUUAUCAAUACAAUUUCGUUGCUGAAAAGUUUUAGACUAUUGAAAAUUAUUCAGUAGAACUUCUGUUGCAACAAGAACUAUAACCUAGAGUUUUAAGACGCUUAACCCUCCAUAUUCAGUUUCAUCACGCCUUGCCCUCUUCUGUUUACAUGUAAUCCUAACCUUUGCUGUUAUGGCAGAUUGAAACCCGACAAAAAGACAGACUGGUACUAUGGUAACAGAGGGCCACUUUAGUUUAAUCAAACUUGUGCAUUGUCAUUACCUUUUUAAGGUUGACUUGUCUGUUAGGCAGUACUGUUAAAGGAUCAUUUUGGCUUCAGACUUCCAAAUUGAUUAAUAAAUUACGUUUUAAGUUUUUACUCACUGGAAUCACAAUGAUGACUGGUACUGUGUUUACUUUUAAAAAUGAAGUAUUACAGCAGUGAAGAAAGCAUUUGCAUCUCAUUUUCUCUACUCAGAAAUUAUGAUAUUUUUUCCUGUCAGGUCAGGGUAAAUGGAAAACUUUUUAGUCCAUAAGUUAUUGUUUUCAUUCACAUUAAAAGACUAUGAAAUUUAAAGACAAAUUCUACUGAAAUAUGAGAUUGUUCAGUAAAAUUUUACUGGUCAAAAGGUGCAUUUCUAUGAUUUAUCUUUUUUUUUUUUGAUAAUAACUAGUCAUCUUUAUGUAAAAUGUAAUAACUAUCAGGAAGCAGAGCACAAUAAUGAAUGUAUAGCUGGAAUGAACAGAGAAGUACAAUUUGAUUUUUUUGGGACAGACUGCAGAGUAUAGUUGAGCAGACAAAGAAACUGUGUUUGUGUUCCUUGAAGACAAUCAAAAUGAAUGUCUUUCUACCUCUAACUAAUCAGGUAUGGACAACUUCGCAUCAUAAAAUAAAAUCAAAUAGAUGUCUCCAUUCCAAAACAUGUUUUUUAGUCCAUCUAUAUGCUGAAGAAAUCCUGUCUAUGGUAAGCUUCCUUCCACUAGGUCUGAUUACAUUAAACACUUAGUAUGCUUCUCAGUAUUUCCUCCAUCUUUAGGGAGACUGCAAAAUAGUGCACUGGGGUGGUUAAUAGAAUUAUGGUUGUUUUCUAUAUUAAUCAACUAUUUCCUGUGUUAAUAAAAUCCUAGAGUUAGUGCCAACCAAGUUAAGACUGAAAUUGCAGGAUAAAAAAAUUGUCUCAAAUCUUACCUGUUCUUCAUCAGAUAGUCCAUUUUAUUACCCAUUUCUGAAAUACAACCUUUGGUUUGGUUAUUAAAAAAAUAAUAAAUGCUAUGGCUUAUUCUGUUACAUUUUUCUUGAUCUAUAAAAAGUGUUUCUCAGUUGAUACCUAGCAUAUUUUUUGCUUGCAUUUGUUGUCUGGUCAGUAUUAAUUUAGAACUUUACCUUUUUACUCUGCUCUCAGACCUUACUUUUGUGAUGAAACCCAAACUGGUGAGUUGUCACAUAGUAUGUUCUGGCUGAGCCUGAGUAUUUAUCUCCUUGUGGGUUCUGUGAAUGAUGACAAAAUUGUUUCUGCCUGUUUUUUGUCACAUCCCUGAGUUUCUAAGCCCUCUGACGAUGCCUUGUUAGGGAAAAUCAAUUUCCUUUACCCUCAAGGAGCUUCCUCCACUUGCUACAGCACGUCCUCCUCACAGUGGGGCUCAGGCUGCCCCCCGGCAGGGCCAGAAGGGACGCACCCACUGGGAGCAGUGGCAAUCAGAGAAGUAGUCAAGCCCUUAGAGUACCUGAAUUUUCCCCGUGAUAAGUCAUUUGGCAGAGCAAUGGGUGGGUUUUUUGGCACCACAAAGACAAAAGUAUUCAGCUGAAUUGGGACUUUGCUAAGAUACCUGAUAAACUUUCUCUCUUCCAACGCCUUGUCCUGUUGCUGCUUCUCUCUUCAGUGUUCAUUUUCACAUACACAGUUGAGGUACCUGAAAAAUGAGUGACCAAGAAGGAGAUAUAAGAAAAAGCAUUGUGAAAAGGGUAACUACAAAGAAACGAGGCUGACACUGUGUGACUUCUGGAAGCAGAGGAGGGCCAGGAACUCGACCAUGACUGCAGCAGGACAUCGCGUGGCCCGAAGCCCACAGCUGUGGUGAACAGAAGAGCUGAAAAUCCCGGAUUGGUCCACGGCAGCGGUCUCAGGCCAGGUGUGACUGGUACUUUUUCUCCAGCUCUAAGCCACUGCAGCUUGCCUGUUGAGUUUUUUGGUGCAGGCCUGUGCUUUCCUCCCGCGUCUUUGCCAUUUAAGUUUUAAGUCCCCAGGGAAAAAAAUGUAGUACUUCUUUCCCUGUCUGUUCCCGGGAAAGUGAAGGCAAGACUGGUGAGAGCCCACAGGAGUGCUGUGGAGUCUGCGAGGGAAAGCGGUGGCGUCUCUGGCCCUCCUCUCCCCUCGCAAGUGAGCCAGAGGCUUCGUUCGGGUCAUGUCCUGGUGAUGUGUGACAGGUGCCCUGCCACACUUGGAGCGGUGAGGCCCAGUCUGUGAAGGAGGAGGAAGGAGUUUGUUCUCAGAAUUAUUGAAGUGUCGUGUCUGCCGCACUGUUACGGAUAUAAACCUGACUGGGGGCCAGUGGUCAGACUGGGUACUGACUGGUAACGAGGCACUUGGCUUCGUCAGGGUACUUCGUCAGUGUUUGUGGAGCGAAUGACUGAAUGGCCUUGCGGUGCGUCAGGAAGACGGCGGUUAUUUCCUCAUUAAGUUGGAAAUGUGUUAGAUGUAUUGAGAGGUUUUAUAUGAAUAAAGUUCUUCCUCCUUUUGAAAUUUAAUUUGUAAUACAGGUAAAAUUGGCAAAAACCACAGCAAGAAAUUCAAUCUAAAUCUGAGUCUGCAGUUUCUGGAAGCCUGUCGUUCUUAGGCAUAGCAGUAAGGUUCUCUUAAGACCUAGGAGGGGAGAAUAAAUAAAUCUGCAAAACUAGAGGUAUGA